Molecule: messenger RNA, 3663 nt
Organism: Pseudozyma flocculosa PF-1
Lineage: Eukaryota; Fungi; Basidiomycota; Ustilaginomycetes; Ustilaginales; Ustilaginaceae
Exons: 2
Coding region: 1-3663 (1220 amino acids)
Source: RefSeq, a predicted model, not a curated record
AUGUCCUGGCAGCGCCGCCCAACGGUGCCCCAUCGGCCGGCAUCCGCGCCAACGUCGCCCGAGGCCGGCCCUUCCGCGCUGGCGCAUCACUACCUGCAGAGGUCGCCGUACCGCCCCGCCUAUCCCUCGCCGCUGUCGCAGAAGCCCCUACAGGCCUCGGUCUCGUCGAGCCGGACAGGCGUCUCGACGGCCAACUCGACCCGUUCGGCCACGUCGGACCGCACCGCCUCGACCUCGGCCACCUCGCGCUUCUCGAUCACCCAGGCCUUUUCCUCGCUCCGCCAGCAUGAGGUCCGCUUCUUUGACCAGGUCAUCGACCUCCUCCCAUCGCACGCCGCCGACUUUGCGCAGCUGAAAGCGGCCUACAACGUCGUCGUCGCCUCCGAGAUCGAGGGCAGGGCCAGGUCCGGCCGCAAUGCAGGCAAGCGAGCAGCUGUCGAUGGGGGCAUGGUGGAUGGCGACGGCUCGGACGAAGAGCAGGAGUGGGACACAAAUCUCUGGUCGUGCCUACUCAGCCUGGUCAAGGUGCGAGGGCGAGACUGGAAGGAGCGGUGGGACUCGGUCCGCAUGGCCCUCGGCCUCGAGCCCAGGAGCAGCGGCGACGAGACCGGCCAGACCACCCAGAGCCAGGACGAAGGGGACGACUCGGCCUCGUCCAAGUCGCCAUCCGCCUCGGCUGAAGACUCAUCGAGCGAUCCAAACCGACACCCGUGGCAGCGGCGCCCUACAUUGACCCACGCAGCGACCCCGCGGCGGCAGCAAGAGGACGCGUCCCAUCACCAGCGUAUGGCUGGACAGAAGCGCAAGGCGGAUGUUCCGCACUCAAGGCACGAAGCAGCAGCAGUUCCUGAGGUCGUCGAGCGUAAUUCCCGUUUCGGCACCGCGCCGGGGCCGUCCCGGCGUCGCGGCGAUGCCGAGGCCGGACCAUCGCGACCGCGCCUGCGGGCCAAUUCGCACGAGGACCGCCUCGACUCGCCGCGCUCGUCGUCGUUCGAACGCAUCGAGCGUCGCCGCAUGCUCCAGCUCGGCGUCGACGGCUUCGCCGAAGCCGAACCACGAUCGGACACGGAACCGCUCGACUCGGUCCGCUCCCGGCUGCAGAGGAUGCGAAUUCAGAGCGGAGGUCCGGAAGACAGCGAGGCGCGAGGACAACGAUUCGACUCCUCCAUGUCGGACCCGGAAGACUCGACGCGCGCGCUCGCCUCGUCGUCGCCGUCGGGUCUGCCCUCGACCGCACAGCGUCGGUUCCAGGAGGUGGUGCGCAAUUCUCAGGCCGAGCGCGAGGCCCUCCGCCGAGCCAGGAUCGCGCGGCAGGAGGCCGAGGAGGAGCAGCAGUGGUCCGAGGAGGCCAGGAGGGCCGACGAGGUGUUUGCGCACCGUCUGCUGCGCACCUGCCUGCAGUGGUGGCUCACCGUCGCGCGCCGGCAGGCCGAGCAGGUCCGGCACGCGUCCGAGGCGCACGACCGCAUCGUCUUGGCGCGGAGCUGGGACCGCUGGAAGGAGACGGCGCAGCAAGAGUCGGCCGAGCGGGUUCGCGCCGAAAGGAUCGACCAGGUGCGGUGCAAGCUGGGCGCGUGGCGAAGGUGGCGGCGGCUGUGCCGGCAGAGGCAGGCGGCCAAGCAGGACGAGAAGAAGCGCGCGCUGCACAAGGCCUACUACCAGGUGACCAAGCGGCAGAAGCGCCACGUCGUCCGCGAUAGCUACCAGGCGUGGCGCGGCCUCUACCUCGAACGCGUCGCCGACGCCAUCCGACGCCGUCACCUCCAGCAGGGCGCAUUUGCCAUCUGGCAGCUCCGGCUGGCCCGUUCUGCCAACCUCGCCGCGCAGGAGUUCGAGGUGGUCCAGCGCCACCGCUUCCGCCUGAUCGAUGCGGCCUGGACAGAGUGGCACCGUCGGACCAUGCUCUCGAUCUGGCAUAACACCCUCACCGUCGCCGUCGAUCGCCACCUGGUGGCCGGCGCAUUCGCCCUGUGGCGCAAGCAGACGCUGCUGCGCGAGCUCGCCGAGGCCUUUGAGCGGCGGCGCCUCCAGACGGCCGGCUUCGUCGGCUGGAAUGAGGCACGCCACGUCGCCGCAGAGCAGAGGCGCAAGGAGGCGCUGGCCGACCGGUGGCGGAACCGGCGGUCCAAGCGGUCGGCGCUGCAGCACUGGAGGCAUCGGCUGUCGUCGCUGGUCGAGCUGGUGCAUCGGGCGGACCGCUUCGUCGAGCAGGUCGGCGAAGCGAGGCUGGCAUCGGCGCUCUCGAUCUGGGUGGCGCUGGAGCGCGGCACGCUGCUCGUGCGCGUGCGCGAUGCGCGAGCCUUGGAAGCCAUGUUUGCGCAGUGGAGGCAGCACCAUCGAGCACUCACCACCAGCCUGGCCCAGCGUGAAUCGACGGUCGGCGCGCGACGCCGCGAGAAUACGCUGGCGAUGGCCCUCGAGCACUGGCGGCAGCGCUGCUCGAACGUUUUGGGCAUGCAGCGCCUCGCGGUCGAUACCGAUGCGGCGAGGGUGCGGUUCACGCUGUUGGACCUGUGGAGGGGCAGGGUCGAGGCCCAGGGCGCCAGGGAGCGGCAGGCCGUCGUCGCCGGCCGAGCGAUGGUGCAGCGGCGCGCCCUAUCGGUCUGGACGGCGCGCCUCCGGCAAGCACGGCUGGAAGCCCUGCUAUCCGACCGCGACGACCAGGCGCGGGUAUCGCACCUUGUCUCGCGGCGCGACGGGCGCCUCCGGGCCGAGGCGCUGCAGCACUGGCUGCACCUCACCAUCGAGCGGCGCAACGCCGAGCUCAAUGCCGCCCUGUACCGGCGGCUCAAGCAGCAGCAGGCGGCCUUUUACCACUGGAUCUCGCUCUGCCUCAAGCACGACGACAUGCUCAACCUGGUGCAGUCGCACGUCGACCUCAAGCGCGCCGCGCAGGUGCAGCGCGCCUUUUCCGUCUGGCUCUCGCGGGCGCGGGCCGAGCGGGAUCGGAGGCAGCGUCUGUCCUCGUUCCUCGCGGGGCGGCGCCACACCAGCCUGCUAGAGGGGUUCGAGACGUGGCGAGGGCGGUACCUGGAAUCGACGCUGCGCAGCAUCGAGUACGAGGUGACGCUAAAGCACCACGAGGUCAGCGUGCUGCGCCUCCUCCGCGUGUGGCAGGAGCGCACGACGGCGCUGCCCGCCAUCCGGCUGCGCAACCGCAACCUCAAGCGUCUGGCCCUGCACCAGUGGAUCCGCGCGCUGCCCAAUCAGCGUCGGUCGCGCCUCGCCCAAGAGCGCGACGAGGACAAGGUCAAGCACGGGGCCAUGGCUGUGUGGAAGGCGAAGUGGCGAGAGAGGAAGCGCGUCCGUGCCGCCCAGCGGUUUGGCGCGCUCGGCGUGGGCCGGCUGCGAAAGAGGAGCGGGGGAAGCCUUCGUCCUGCCACAUUGUCGUCGUCGUCGUCGCCGUCGGCGGCAUCGUCGUCCAAGAGGUCGAUCGAGGUCGAGACGAGAAUGCAGCGGCGAUGGGAUCAAGAACACCACGACGACGGCGACGGCGAGGGAGAGGGAGGGGGCCAUGAUGCGGCCGACGAUGCGAUAUCCUCGUCCUCCCCCUCGGUCGCGCCAUCCGCGGUGCCCCGUCACGACACGCCCGCCUCGCACCUCUUCAGGCGCUUCCGACGGCUCAGCUCUCCCGCCCGUCCGCCCCAGGUCGAUCGCGGCUAA